Molecule: messenger RNA, 1282 nt
Organism: Myodes glareolus (Bank vole)
Lineage: Eukaryota; Metazoa; Chordata; Mammalia; Rodentia; Cricetidae
Gene: Cimip3
Product: ciliary microtubule inner protein 3
Source: RefSeq, a predicted model, not a curated record
GUCAAGACCGUAGAUCGAGGAAGAGAUAAGGUGACCCAUAGCCAGACCUGGGACAGGGCCAGUUUCCAAAAGUUUGUAAAGACGCGCACCACCCUUGACUCAAGAGCUCCCUGCUCUCCACUGUCCCACCUCUGACUCCUUAAUCUGAGACCAUAGACAACCCAGACCCAAGUGGACCUGGCAAGAGCCUGUGACACUGUCCCCACCCCCAGCCCCAAAGGGGAAGAAAAAAUAAAACAAAACUAAUUCGGUGUUGCGAACGGCUGGCAACCUGUUAGCAGUGGCCGCGGUUGUCGCUCACUUUUCUUACCCAAACAGAGCGAAAUACAGGGCACCUGAGGCAGGCUCUCUGCGGGGCAGAGGAAGCGGAAAGGGUGAGGGACAGAUGCCUAGAUCUCAGAAUCACUUCUGACUCAGAGAGAAUGCGGAUAUGCGGUGGAACACAGGAAAGACAGCCACAAACCCCACCAAAGGUUGCGAAGGAGCCGGGAUGGCAGACCUCUCUGUCCCCGAGGGAAGGACCUUCCCUCCCUCGCCCCGUCCUGCCCCUGACUGAACUCCGCAGCGUCUCCCCAGGGGACACUACCAGGCCAUGGCCCCCAGCCGCGCUCCCCGCCCGCGCACCCCGCGACAGGUGGUGCGGGCGCCGCCGCCGCUCGCCUGGAAAUGCGAGCUACCUGGACAGUGACAUUUCUGAGAAGUCCCGGUCAACUUCAAGAGACAAGAAGAGCCAUGCCUUCAGGGCUUGGCACUGUGCGGACGUUGUUUUCCAGGACUCACAAAAAUCCUCAAUCCCCAGCCAUGGGCAAAAGAUGCAAUCAGGCAAAAAGGUGAAGGCGCCACCACCGCCCUUGUCACAGACGUGGAAGCGAGACCGAGAGCAAUCUCUGGCGGCAGCCUUUGUGCCUGUAGUGGUGGAUCCUCGGGGACAGAACCCGGAUAACAGCAGGUUCAGUUUCUACACCUCCCAGUAUUCCAACUCUCUGAACCCCUUCUACACCUUGCAGAAGCCCACCUGUGGCUACCUGUACCGCAGGGAGACCGACCACACCCGCAAACGUUUAGACGUUCCUCCAGCAAAUCUGAUCUUGUGGCACACCUAGGUCCAUGACAUCUGAAGUCCCCACCUUGCACCUUCAUCCCUGUGCUCCUGGGUCCCAGAGGGAAGGCUAUUUGCAUCUGGAGGAGCAGGGCUUACCUGGGCUAGCCAGGUAAGGCUGUGACAGCAGAGGAGGCUUCUCAACAACAAUAAACUUUGCCCUUCCUUUUCCUGGCCUCUAAA